Messenger RNA from Oncorhynchus tshawytscha (Chinook salmon), 472 nucleotides. It is a transcript of the gene ost4, whose product is annotated as oligosaccharyltransferase complex subunit 4 (non-catalytic). Gene Ontology annotation, cellular component: oligosaccharyltransferase complex. Bases 2 to 115 code for a protein of 37 amino acids. The record is from RefSeq and is a predicted model, not a curated record. NCBI's taxonomy places the organism in Eukaryota, Metazoa, Chordata, Actinopteri, Salmoniformes, Salmonidae. The transcript is spliced from 2 exons.
AAUGGUGACUGACGUGCAGCUGGCCAUCUUUGCCAACAUGUUGGGUGUGUCUCUGUUCCUGCUGGUGGUUCUAUAUCACUAUGUAGCUGUCAACAACCCCAAGAAACUGGAGUAGAACUGCCCUGGAGAGGAGAGCUGGCGGCUGAGGGGGACCAGAGAGAGACGCAGUAAGACGCCUCUCCUCACAGGUGGCGGUUGAGGGGAACCAGAGAGAGACUCAGUGAGACGCCUCUCCUCACAGGUGGCGGUUGAGGGGGACCAGAGAGAGCAGCAGUGAGACGCCUCUCCUCACAGGUGGCGGCUGAGGGGGACCAGAGAGAGCAGCAGUGCGACGCCUCUCCUCACAGGUGGCGGCUGAGGGGGUCCAGAGAGAGCAGCAGCCUCUUCUUCAUCGUUCAUCUUUUCUCCUUCCCUGUCUGUCUCUCUCCCAGCCUGUACAGGAGUGUUUUCUAAUAAAAUGCCUGUCAACAAA